CGAUGCGGCGUCUACGUAUAUAUGUCUAUGGUUGAGCACAUAGACAUAUGUAUAUAUGUUUACAUGUCUAUGGUUGAGCGAGCCAUUAUCUGUUUUUACUUCCGGGUCACGUGAUUCCCCCUCUCUCUCUCUACCUCUCUCUCUAUGUCUCUCUACCUCUCCCUCUCUCGCUCCCUACAACUCAUCAGGCUAACGGGAGCUAACCCAGCUCGUCGUUCACUUCUUCACGUCUUUAGUUUAUCAAAGAACAAACCAAAAGCCAUUUCGUCUAGAAAGUGCCCUACAACUACUUACGGUAAUUUAAAGUGUGCUUGAUCAUCAUGCUCGGAGAAUGAUGAUUUCUUUCAAGUAAAGGAUGUGGAUGGAAAACUUACUAAAGGAGAACUGCAGUCGUAAGUCAUUCCAUUGCAACUUCCUGGAGUGGAACAGCUGUUGCUGUUUCUUGGCAUAAUCCAUUAUGUCAUUGCCGAAGGAGUCGGGAAACAGAGGGAAAGACAGAGAGCGGGGUGCCCGUCCAAAGGUGAGACAAAGUCGAUCAGAAGAGAGACGAGACGCAAGUGGAGGCUGGAAAGGUGGCAAGGGGAAGAAAAAAGGCCUUUCUUCCCACGACAAAGCAGCGGAGCGACCGGUGAGCGAUGGUUUUGAGUACGGCGAGCUGCUGGGUGAGCUGGAGGAGAGGAACCAGACGACCUCCUCCCCUCAGAAGGGUGAUAGUUGGAAGUUGCAGAGCUUGGACAUUGCAACGUCCUUACUCGGGGAAGAACGGGUUACAGCCAGGCCGGGCCUGGGAACCGUCAACUCUGCCGAGGAAUUGCCUGCUCUCUGUGAAGCGGAGGGUAGAGGGUCGAGCAGCAGUCGCACUCUCAGGCAAAAAAUCCAAGAUGCAAUGGGACAGUGUUUUCCUAUAAAGACGCACAGUGCAGCGACGCCGCCUGCACAAUCCUUUUCAUCUUCUGCUACCUGUGCCUCCUCCAGACGGAAGAUCCAUCUCAGUGAGCUGAUGCUGGAUGACUGCCCUUUUCCUGUCGGAUCAGAGCUGGCUCAGAAGUGGUAUCUCAUUAAGCAACACACUGCUCCUGUUACCCAGCCUCCUCUGCUGGACGCCGCAGUCGUGUGUAGUGCUCCGACUUCAGCCGUUGCCACGGUGGUGGAGGAUGUGGAUGACAGAUUACGAGAGCGGAGGCGCAUCAGCAUAGAACAAGGUGUCGAGCCGCCGCCCAAUGCGGAGAUCCAUACAUUUGAAGUAACGGCUCAAAUUAAUCCUCUCUACAAACACGGCCCUAAACUGGCUCACGGUAUGAAUGAAUUAGCCGGGACUGACAGGGCCUCUGUUCAGCAGCAACAGCAGCUUCUUCUCCAAAGUCAACAGCAACAUCAACUCCUUCUCCAGAGCUGUUUGGACACACUUGACGAGGUGGUGGCCUCGGCGUCUGCCUCUGCCAACAUCUGUGACCCGGCCCCUGACUCUUUGGUUGAGCCUGAGGUUGCUGUGACCAAUCCAACGCCUAGAGCCACACUUCCUCAGACUGACACUCCAAAAUCUCACGAUGGCUAUCGUAUUCACACUCAGAUUGAUUACAUUCACUGUUUAGUUCCAGACCUGCUGCAGAUCACCAAUCUCCCGUGUUACUGGGGAGUCAUGGACCGCUAUGAGGCAGAGACACUGCUGGAGGGAAAGCCUGAGGGCACCUUCCUGCUGCGGGAUUCUGCACAGGAAGACUACCUCUUUUCUGUUAGCUUCCGCCGCUAUGGCCGCUCGCUACACGCGCGGAUCGAACAGUGGAACCACAAUUUUAGCUUCGAUGUCCACGACCCCAGUGUUUUCCAUGCUCCCACAGUGACAGGCUUGUUGGAGCACUACAAGGACCCCAACUCCUGCAUGUUCUUCGAGCCCCUUCUGUCCAACCCCAUCCACCGCUCGCAUCCCUUUAGCUUGCAGCGCAUCUGCAUCGCAGUGAUAAGUAGCUCCACCACCUAUGAUGGCAUCAACAUUCUUCCCAUUCCAAAUGCUUUGAAAAAGAACCUGAAAGAAUACCACUAUAAGCAGAGGGUGCGUGUGCGCCGAAUGGAUAUGUGGUGGGAAUGACAAAAAAAAAUAGCAAAAUGACAAAAAAAAAACUUAACCAAAUACAUCUUUAAGCCUCUCUUAAAUAGACAAAAUAAUAAGUCUUGUUCAUCACUCUGUUAGGCUGUAUCAACAUACAUUACACUGUACUUAUUUAUUUUAUUCCUGCUGUAUGUCUUAAUAUUUGUACUAAACCACACUGAUGAGAGCAAUAUGUAAUCUCACUGAUCUUGCACACUCAGAGUUCCGUGUGCUCAAAUUAAACAAACUUGGUUUAGAUCUGUCGUUUUCAGAGGGCUGCAUCGCGUCUGUGUUUUCAAGUGUGACUAAAUCAACUUCAUUAUCUCAUGAUGGAGUUAUGAAUCUAGAGGACUAUAAUAGACUUGUUCAUCAGUCACAUGCUGAGAAGGUGAAACGCGUACUGGCAAGAUGAUGAUCUUGUCACUGAGGUGUUGAAGUGCAGCAUGUUUGCAGUAUUACUCAUUGCUUGCCACAUUGAGCUCAAACCCAAUAACCUUUUGAAAGUUGGCCCAUGUGCUUGCUAGUCUUAUUUAAGAUAAGAAGGUGUGCCACAUUGAUGCAUUGUAUUCUCUCUUCUUUUUUUAAGGGUAACUGUUUAGUUAUAGGGAAAUAUGCAAAUUGAAGAACAAUUAAUCAUCCCAAAAAUGCUUGUUUUUGCUGACAUCCAGUGGUUUUAAUGCCUCAAUUUGCUCAGCGAUGUAUAGUUUUACUCAAGGACCUUAUGAUGUCGAUACCAUUGUGGUUACUGGUGCAACAAAGCACACCUCUGGCCUCAUCCAGUUGUAACUCGUGAUGAGACGAGAGGUGAAACAGACUUGAACACAUAAAUUUGAGUGCAAUAAAAUGUUCCUUUCUA
This is a messenger RNA of Cololabis saira (Pacific saury), 2942 nucleotides long. It is a transcript of the gene socs9, whose product is annotated as suppressor of cytokine signaling 9. Gene Ontology annotation, biological process: phosphatidylinositol phosphate biosynthetic process; intracellular signal transduction. Bases 458 to 2086 code for a protein of 542 amino acids. The record is from RefSeq and is a predicted model, not a curated record. Lineage: Eukaryota; Metazoa; Chordata; Actinopteri; Beloniformes; Belonidae. Gene Ontology annotation, cellular component: phosphatidylinositol 3-kinase complex. The transcript has 2 exons. Gene Ontology annotation, molecular function: 1-phosphatidylinositol-3-kinase regulator activity.